Messenger RNA from Armigeres subalbatus, 1388 nucleotides. RefSeq names its product transcription termination factor 2-like. Bases 156 to 1388 code for a protein of 410 amino acids. The transcript has 4 exons. The record is from RefSeq and is a predicted model, not a curated record. Lineage: Eukaryota; Metazoa; Arthropoda; Insecta; Diptera; Culicidae.
UAUAAACAAAAAUUCAAAAGUUGCGCUCGUUUCUCCAUCGGUCAUACGUCCAUUGAUUUACUUGAUUUCACAUUCCAAAAAGUUGAUAUUUUCCUUAAAAUUACUUUAUUUUUGUGCGUUCUGUGUUGUUUUUAUUGGCUAAUUACCAAUCAAAAAUGUCGGAGUCCGAUGAUAUUUUCGCAGACAACUCGUCAGACGGAACCGAUUAUCUGUCGUCCAGCAGCCACCAGGAGCCGCAGGAAUCGAUUUUGAUUGAAGAAACGGAAACGGAAACCGAAGAUGAGGAAGACGAGGAGGAGAAAGCCAUCCGGGAACGGAUGAAGAAACGACAAAGUCGCCGUAUGUCGUUCCAUCCGCGUCAGACCAGUUCUGAUAUGAGCUCAAGCGAAAGCGAACACGAAGAAGGAACCGAGGUGUCCAUUGCAAGCGAUGGGGAUACGAGUGAAGAGGAAAGAUUGAACGAGAGCCGGGCUCUUUCUCCGGCCACACGUUUAAGCAUAUCCGGUAUUCCGCCACCCGAUUUAAACGAAACCGAUGAUGAUGAUGAUGAGAUAAUUGUUGGGCGAAAAAUCAAACGAAACGUUCUGCUAUCGGACGAUGAAGGUGAGGACGUGGGACAAAAUAACGAUUCUUUCGACGAUAGUCUUCCGCUGCGUAGUUUUGAUGCGGAAGGAAGCGCCCAUAAUGGCUCGACCAACCAUAAGGAUCGUCGGGAAUCACCGGGCAAAGAUCGUUUGUCUCGCGAUGUAAGAAUGUCCAUUGAAACUAAGCUCUCCUCGACGGUGUUGGAACCCAACACGGAGGACGGCGUUUCUCGAAGCGAAAGUGACGCAUCUUCCAUUGCCAUAUUGGAAAAGUCCGAUGAAAUUUUAUCGCUGUCGAGCGAUGAUGAUAAGCCAGCCAAAAUCAAGCCUCUGGUGCAACCCACGAUCAAGUCCGCUCUGGAGAAGCAGCGUGUAUCACAAAAGUUUUACGAAGGCAAAGUACGUGAGCUAGCAGAUCUACAGAAGAAGCACGAGAAAAUGGGAAAUCUUUUCAAGAUGAACAUAAAUCUGCCGGACAAAGGCGUUGGGCUGAAGAAGGCCACCGAGAAUCUGGAGAAAGAAAUUUCGCAUCUUAAGAAGGAGAUUGCUGGCAUGGAGGUGCACGAUAUGCGAGGGAUCCGAGAUGAAAUUCAAAAGAGUUUUGAAAGUUCUAUCGAUGCCAGUGGAAGGAUAGUUUUAGGCAGUGCCAACACUUCUACUGCAAGUAACAAUGCCAGCGUACAAUCUAUUGGCGGUGAUAAAAAGUCGAAUGUUAACGACCAGAUAGUUAACAUAUCGUGGGACGACAUUAAAAAAACGAAGCCGAUAAGAUUCAACCAAAGCACACGGGAAAGCAGGGCAUAG